This is a messenger RNA of Copidosoma floridanum, 3014 nucleotides long. Its product is annotated as cytoplasmic dynein 2 intermediate chain 1. Gene Ontology annotation, molecular function: dynein heavy chain binding; dynein light chain binding. Gene Ontology annotation, biological process: intraciliary transport. NCBI's taxonomy places the organism in Eukaryota, Metazoa, Arthropoda, Insecta, Hymenoptera, Encyrtidae. Gene Ontology annotation, cellular component: cytoplasmic dynein complex. The record is from RefSeq and is a predicted model, not a curated record.
GCAUAAUGUCGAACAAGGGAGCCAUCAAGAAAACAACCGAGCCCAGAAGUCAGCUGAAGAGCCAGUCCUCGUUGAAGGUCAAGGUGAAAUCGACUAGUCAAGUUGCUGGUGAGACUGAAGAUGAAAAGGCUGAGAGGAGAGAGUUGCAAAAGACAGAUUUGGAGCACAAGAGCCAAAGUCUACAAAGAACUAAGGUGUCGUCCAAAACUUUGAACCAAAUAGAUGACAGGAGGGAGAAAAGGAGAGAGCCACAGAUAGUGGAUGUUAGAGCCUUGGGAGACAAAAAAACAAAGACUGGAUCUACUUUAGUUAAUAAGAAUAUCUUGCCGGAAAGGAAUCUAUUGAAAUCAAAGCAAAAUGCCUUUUUGUCCAGUUCGAGCAGUCAAAAGCCUUUACCUGCUGCAAGCACUUCAAAAAGACAAACAGCUUCUAAAACAAAGUCUGAAAGCCUUGCCAGGUAUGAGAGCCUUGGUAGUAAGACAAAAGCAAGUGUGCAGAUGAGUAGUCGCGAGAAAGCUAAGUCAUUGUAUAAUGAAGUGAGAGGCUCGAGUUCCAUUUAUGCUCCCAAAGAUGCAGCCAGCCGGCUGAGAAGCUUAACCAAAUCGAUGGAGGCCAAGAGAGUUGAAGGUAAGUCCAAAAGAUCAGAGGAAACAUCUUCCAGACGAAUUUCAAGAGAACGUAAGCAUUCGAGAACUUUGAGUCCUAGUGAGAUUAAGGUUUUGAAGCCUGUUGUUAAUAUAGCUAAAAAUAGUUGUAAAGAUGAGGAUGAUGGGACAUCUGUGAAAACUGAAAGUGAUAUUGAUGAGGAUACACCAUAUGAAGAUGAGUUUGAGGAUUAUGAGUCUGACUUUGAUGAUGACAGUACAGAUAUAAGUGAAGAGUCAGAGCACACUGAUCUAAGUUUGAAAUUAGAGCCCAUUGAGUUACAUACAGAAGAAAGGAGGAAGCUAGUAGUCAGUGCAGACAUUCGCAAGAGUAAGGAAAAGCGUGGAUUAGACUCUGAACUAACUGAGGCAAGAAAAAGAGCUAUUAUGAUUGAUUCAUUGAUGAUUAACACUAUGAAAACUACACAACUUGUGUCUGAAGCAAAAGAACCAAACAACCAGUCUUAUAGAGAGGAAAAACAUGCCGAAGUUAAAUCCCUGCCUUCAUCGACUGAUGAAGGCUUUGAAGAUUUACGUUCGGGUGAUUUUGUGAAAUCACCAUCAGUCUCACAAAUCACUCUUGUGAAUCUUGAAAAAUUAAAAUCAUCUAAAAAAGUGCGUCGAAAAAAAUUAACAAGAGGCCAAAUAAUUAUGAAUAUGAUUAAAUUUGAUACCGUUGAGUGGUCACUGUAUGAGUCAACUCCAAUUUCUUACGAUGAGUUUAUUCGAAGCUAUGGAAAAUUAAAUACUCAACAGACUUACACACAAACAAAUGAAGAUAAUCUUGAUGUGGAAAUUCAGACUGACAAUUAUGAGUCUGAAAACAAGUGGACGCAGUUCCCUGUAAAAUGUAGAAAUAUUUUGAAAACAAUUGAUGAUGUAAAACUUUUUAAAAUCGAGCAUGUAGGCGUCGGUGGAGAUAGUGGCGAUGACGUUUCAUUAGCUAAUCCAUUGUAUGAUGUUUUAAAACUAAAUGAUUUCUUGAGUAGAGCCGGGAAAGUCAUGUUAGCUUUGUUGGAAGAAAAAGAAUCUGGUGGAAAUAUUUUGCAAAAUGACACGCACGAGUACCCUUUUAGCGAGGGCUUCAUUAAACUUUCAGUUAGUUCAUUAUCGUUUUUGUGUGGCAGGCAAGUCCUAGUGCUGCAUUAUUCGGAAAUUAAUAAUAAAAUACUAAUGAGUAUUCAUGCUUCAGUCAGUCAGAAAACUGAAACUGAUAGUAAACAAGAUUAUAUAAUGGACUGUUGUAUUGGUUGUGUCUGGAAUGUCAACGAACCAUCAAGACCAAUAAAGCUAUUUUUCUCACAGAGUCCCAUCUCUGCUUGUUGCUUCCAUUGUACAAAUAGCAACAUCAUCUUUGCUGGUCUUGAAGAUGGCUCGAUUUGCCUGUGGGAUUUGCGAGAAGAAGAAACGUGGCAUCAGAAAAUAAUAGACAAAGUCCACGAAAUGGACUGGGUAGUGCGUAGCGCCACGUAUACUACAGCUGCAAAUUGGGAAAUUGAAGGACACAAGUCUCCAGUAAUAGCUAUUCGAGUAAUAUCUAAGAUUGAUCAAGAGGACACAGAGAACUUGAAUGACAAAUUCGUCUCCAUUCAGAUUUGUAGUUUGGAUGAAGAGGGUCAUUUAAUCAUAUGGAGUGUUUUACGUAAUCUUAGCUCCAACAUUGAUGAUCUGGGCUUGUCACAGUGGGGAAAAGUGAGGCUUGUCAAGAGUCAAGAAGUGCCUUUGUUUAAAAAGAAUAACGAGUCUAGUCAUGUGAACAAACAGUUUAUUGAUAUGAAUGUAGACAACGUCGAUAGUAAUAACUUGUAUUUAGCAACCAAUGGUACAGAUAUUUUGUAUACCAAUUGCGCAGGAGUAAAGAAUAAUAUACUUUAUUACAAGAUCAAUGAAAUAGAUUCUUGUGGUAGCACAACUUGUCUUGAAGUCUGUCCAUUCAAACAGUCGUAUUUCUUUGCUGGAUGUAAUGAUGGAAGUAUUAGAUUGCAUUCGUUAAAUGUUGAAACACCAAUAUUAAGAAUAAAAGAUGAACAUAGUUCAGCUGGCAUAAAAAGUAUUCAAUGGUCGAAAUCCAAACCGUUGACCAUUUAUGUACUAGAUAAUCAUUCCAGGAUUGCUGUGUGGAAUCUUGGUAACAGUGACAUACAUCCAUCACAUACUGUUUCAACAAAAAGUUGGGGCCACGUCAAGUGUAUGAGAUUGUCACCUUGCAAUACAAAUCGAGAUAUGUCAAGUCAAUACUUGGCUUUAGGUACUGAUACAGGCAACGUAGAGGUUCACAAGUUAAAAAAGAAUUUUUACAUCUCGCAUCACGACGAUUUAACGCAGGAAAUUGAUACAUUCUUAAGAUAUGUUACAGUUUUGUAGUUUUAA